AGGGCUAUAUAAAUAAAAUUAGAUUUGAUUUGACGUAUAUUAAAAACCAAAUACUAAUUKAAUAAUAAUUUAAUCAAAGCAAAAACAUUUAUAAUGCACUUGCUUGAGUGAGACUGAAAUGAUUGAUAGAGUUGUCAGGCAUCCAAGGAAUGUAAAAUGUAGUGUAUUAUGAGCCCUUGGAACUCCRAAUGAUACAAUAUUAAGACAACAGGUGCUUUGGUUGGGAGGGAGAGCAGUGUAGCAGAUACMCAGACGUAGGCAGGUACUGGAGUAGAAUGAACAUUAAGAAUCUUUAGAAUUUAUUUAAUUUUGUCCUUAAAAAAUGUGUCCACAGAAAAGUCUUCAGCCAAAAAGUGCAAAAAUAAUMUUGAUUUCUUAUAUUCCCAGUGUUCAUUUCCGUUGGUUGCUUUCAUUUCAGCGCAUCUAAUUUGUAAACAUUUCAACUCUAUUAAAUUAUAACUUUUUAUCAAUUCCACAAAAAAUGAACAGCCAUGAAAAUAAAGUUCCCUUUCUUCUCUUUGUUGUAAUGUAAGUGUCAAGAAAAUCCCCAACGACGCUUUAGUGUUCUUAUAGAUGCAAAGGAAAGACAAUGUAUUCUGUUGAGCCCAUUGUCAGCCAUUAUCUGGGUGUGUCUGACAGGUAAUUACUAUCAAUCCAGCGAGAUAUACGUGACAAGUGGAUUUUGCACCCCUCGUACACAGGAAAUAGAUGGCUGAAAAAUACACAUCCUCAGGUGGGCAGGGCAUGCCUAUUGCUAAAUAAAGGCACCAUACAACUGUGAUUACAACAAGACAGUAUMAUUUCUAAUUCUCAGCACAACCAACAUUUUCCCAAUUAUAAAUGGAAUUGGAAUACAACAGAUAUCAUUUACAUCACAUUAUUGGCAUCUAUCAAAUGCUGACAUUGAACUAUUUAUAAACAUUUUUGUCCACCGCAAUUUAGAUGUGUUAGAAUUAGACUCAGUGUUUAGUCAAAAUAUGACCUACAAUCUGUUCUAAAUCUGUUCUCUCUCAUUUAAAUAUUUUAUUAACUACUUCGAUUUUAUUCUUGUAGCAAAAAGUAAGGUAAAUUUGACGAAUGCAGUGAAUUCUGUAGGAAAUACAUACGGGUCAUAUUUGACCCACAUAUUAUGAAAACUUGGGGUAGUGAUGCAAAAACAAUUUUUACUUCAAAAAUAAGAUAAGACACAUUAAAGACACAUUUUAAGAAAUUCCUGGAAUAUUAGAUGAUGAAUUUCUUUUUUGGGGGGGGUCGAUACAGCAAAGAAAAACAUUAGGCCGGGGCAUAUGCAUCCUAGGGUCAAGUUUAAAUGUUUUUACUAUAACUCUUUCAAGUCUUUUGUGAUGAUAUGAGACARUAAUUCUGCUUGCUGUUCAUAGCACAGAACAAAUACUGUGCUUUGGAAAUUUAUUUUGUUUUUGCCACAACUUUAUGUGCAGACUCAUAAACCACUGCUUAGUUUAAUAAUUCCCUUGUCGUGAUGUUUUUGUUAUGUUCCGUAGUGACUAGACAUGGCAUAUCUCACAACCAGUCUCUGGGAACCUCUGAAGACGCCUCCCUGUUAUUAGGAUCAGUAUCUGUAGGCCAGUUUACGUUUACGCCAAUAAGGCCUAGAAUGACUUACAGCUGGGAUUGCAUGAGAUAGGCACAGGCUCUGAUUCUCCCCUGAAAAUAAUAUAAAGUUUUUUCUUUUUCAAAAUGUAAAGUACUAUCAGUUUAAUACUAUGUGUACAACAAUGGAUACACUCAAUCUCCAUCUCACUACCCUAACCUUGUUCACUGAACAUAGACAGAAGACUCUGAAUCUGUCCACAGCUCUACCUCCACACCAGAGGACCCUUGCUGUUGUGACAAAAUUGACACCUGAAAUGUCCACAGAAUUUACAGACACUUUGUGCAGGCUCCAGUGCUCCCAUGCAGGUCUGUUCCAGUGCAGUUUGACAGGGCUGGUGUUUCUGAUGAAGGGGGAGGGGGAAGUGCUGUACAGAACUGUCYAAUGGGAUGAGAAUCUCCUGCACUCCACAGGCCAGACUCCUGCAGGACCCCUGUUCAGUAUUGAGUGUCAUCAGGGGUCUAUCUGUCAGCUACAUCUCCCACACUGUGAGAUUCUCUCUGGAGAGGGUCUUGAUAUCCUGUCUGUGGCCCAUGUUACUGGUGACAGUGUGGAGGUUUUACCACCACUGAGGGUGACUGACACACACGUAGUGGUGAACAUCACAGACCUCUCCUUAUGGGGCCUGGUCAGAAUGUUUAGACCCUUCCUCUCGAUCAAGGGACAGGUGCUGCCUUUCCUCCAAUCAUUCGGCCAUCCUCAGUCAGUUCUGAAUGUAAUCGUCCUGCCAUCAAAUGUGCCCCUCAAUGAGGCAGGAAAUGGCCUGAUAGGGGCUGAUGGAGAURAGGUGUGGGCAGGACGUGUCCUUCUGCAAGGUGCUGUGUUGAUGGGAGGGGAUCAGGCUGAGACCAAUCAGAUGAUUUCAGCAGAAGAUCUGCGUUCUGUGAGGACUGAUUUUGUAGAUGGAGUGUCAAUACCUGUGCUCGAAAGUCUAUUGGACAGACUUCUGCAUUGGAAAGUCUGCAGUAAACUUGAAAUGGAGAAAGGGAAGGUGAUUCUUGAGAGGGCAGUGAAGGCACGUGAAGUCAUUGACAAGCAUGUCCAAUAAUGAAAAUCCUUCUGGUUGGACUGGAACCCUUCUUUUGCCGAACGCUUGGUUUCCACGGAAACAUGUUGGAGUAUGAGGCAUUGAUAAGCAUGGCCAAUGAUGUAUGUUUUCAAUGAUACAAUUGGUCUGUAGUUUGCAUAUUGAGUGAAAUCUAUUGUCAAUUCACCUUAUUAACACUGCGUCCAUUAAUAAUUUAACAAUGUUCAUUUUACAACGUUAAAAUGUUCUAACGUGAUAAGAUGUUGAAACCAAUUCAAAAACCUUUGUAAAGUGUGACCUGUAGAUAAAACGAAUGAUUCACACCUACACAUGAUUUGGGAUAGUGAGAAGAACAAUGCAAUCACAUUGUCAUUGUCAUGUGUGCUGAUAUUAACUGACAUGUCAAUGUAUUCUUUACCUGCACUAGCUGUCUAUGUUAGAACAUUAAGCUGUGAAUAAGGCCUAUCCCGUAGUCACAUCAUAUUCUGUUUGACAUGAUAAUCCCCUCCAUGAUUAGUUACGACGCGAUUGAUGUUUCAUUAAUUUUUAUUUAUUUAUUUUUAUUUCACCUUUAUUUAACCA
Messenger RNA from Salvelinus sp. IW2-2015, 3221 nucleotides. Its product is annotated as NACHT, LRR and PYD domains-containing protein 1-like. Gene Ontology annotation, biological process: regulation of apoptotic process. The record is from RefSeq and is a predicted model, not a curated record. NCBI's taxonomy places the organism in Eukaryota, Metazoa, Chordata, Actinopteri, Salmoniformes, Salmonidae.